CUGCGCCGCCACAUCUCGUAGCUCUACCUCCCUUCCUGCCUAAUCCGCGCCAUCCCGCCCGCCGCCGGCCGCCCCCUGGUGCUCUGCUGCCGCAUCUUGCACUUUUCCCCACCCUAAACCCUCGCCUCCACCGGCCAACUUCCAUAUCCUUUGGUCUCUCUCUCUCUCGGAUCUGGCAUCGUCUCCCUCCUGGCUCUGGCCGUCACCUAGCUGCUGGAGUGGAUCGGAGGGGAUCCAUCGCUUCUCUUCUCCUCUAGGUACUCGCCUCCAGCCAUGGCGCCACCAGUGGUAGCACCGCUGCCGGACGAGCUUCUCGAGGAGGUCUUCCUUCGCCUCCCGCCGGACGAGCCGGAGUGCCUCGUGCGCGCAUCCCUGGCCAGCAAGCUCUGGCUGGACACCCUCUCCGGCCCUCGCUUCCGCGGUCUCUACCGCAAGUUCCAUGGAGCUCCGCCAAUGCUGGGCUUCGUUUACUGCCCGCCCAUUUAUUCCUCGGGGGGAUACAGAAGGGACGAGUACGACAGGGUUCCGUACUACGAACCCGCCACAAAGUUCCGUCCGCGCAUUCCCGACGACGACUGGGGGUGCUGGUACUAUGAGCCGUGGGACUGCCGCCAUGGCCGCGUUCUCCUUGUGGAUGCAACUGCAUUAGCCGCCGAGGGGUUAGCCGCCAAGUUCCUCGUUUGGAACCCCUUGACAGGCAGCCGGAGGGAGCUGGAUGGGCCCCAGGCUCGAGAUAUCGUGGAAUCCCAGAGCCUUAGGGCCGCAGUGAUUUGCGCCGCGCCCCGCUGCGACCACCGCGCGUGUGAGGACGGCCCCUUCCGGGUGGUCUUGGUCACCCUGGACAAGAGUGAUGUUGAUUGUGUUGCAUGCGCAUACAUAUCCUUGCCGCAGAUGGGUGAAGGGAGCAAGCCAUGCUCUGGUCUCUCUCUUGCGGAUGAGUGGACUGAGUUGUCCGCUGAUCUUGAUCUUGUGGGUGUGAGUGCACGCAUUGAUUUUAAGCCCCAGGUCCUCAUCGAAGAAGCACUUUAUUUCGUGAUUAAGAAUGGUGAUAGUGGCGUGCCGAUAGCUAUUCUCAAGUGUGACUUGGCAUCUAAUUGCUUAUCACUGAUUGAUGUGCCGCCGCUGGAGACUGGCGCAGACGGUGAUAGUGAAACUAUCCUCAUGGCGACGGAGGAUGGUAGUUUGGGGUUUGCACGAUUGGACAUGUUAAACCUCCACAUGUGGUCAAGGCAGAUGGGUUUCGACGGAGUUCUGUCAUGGACUCAACAUAGAGUCAUCGAUCUGAAAGAACUCCUCCCCAUCCAUAAUCCCAAGUUAAGACUUACACUGGUUGGAUCUGUGGAGGGUAGUGAUACCAUUUUUGUGACCACAGAUCUUGGUAUAUACGGGAUUAAUCUCAAGUCACGAAGUGUGAAGAAGCUAUGGAAGAGAGAAAUCUUUCAUUAUUUGAUGCCAUACAUGAGUUUCUACACUCCUCGAGAAAUGGUGAACCCCGCCAAUGCGACUCAUUGACUACAUAUGGUUGGAAUAUUAAUAAGGGAAGCAGGCCACUCUCACCCUCUUUAGGAAAGAUCACCACUUGGAGGCGCCAUGGGUCUUAUGAUCAGUUGAGCCAGUAUUUAGUAGCUGCUUUUGUGCAGCGGUGCUUGUUUUCCUAUAGUGUGGUGUUGGCUUGUCAUUAAUCUCGUGAAUUUAGCUGCGUCAUUGCCCGUUGGCGUAUGUAACCGGGAAUGGAUUAUCUUGUAAUGAAUCUCUAAUUUCUUGCAGUGUCAGCUACAUGAUCUGUUGUUUAAUUAGCUU
Molecule: messenger RNA, 1800 nt
Organism: Lolium rigidum
Lineage: Eukaryota; Viridiplantae; Streptophyta; Magnoliopsida; Poales; Poaceae
Exons: 3
Coding region: 274-1512 (412 amino acids)
Molecular function (GO): protein binding
Source: RefSeq, a predicted model, not a curated record